This is a messenger RNA of Paramisgurnus dabryanus, 2285 nucleotides long. Its product is annotated as meprin A subunit beta-like. The record is from RefSeq and is a predicted model, not a curated record. Gene Ontology annotation, molecular function: metalloendopeptidase activity; protein binding; zinc ion binding. NCBI's taxonomy places the organism in Eukaryota, Metazoa, Chordata, Actinopteri, Cypriniformes, Cobitidae. Gene Ontology annotation, cellular component: membrane. Gene Ontology annotation, biological process: proteolysis.
CUCUGAUACAGCAAUGUGCAUAUAGGUAGUGAAAUGAGGAAGAACAGAAUUACACUGUAAACUAACAUGACAAGCAGGAGGAGAUUUUAAUUGCUUACCUUUAAAAACUGAAUGUCUGAGCGAUGAUGAAUAUGUGGGCCAUUCUUCUGCUGAACUUGGCUUUUUGCUCUGCAUCACCAGUGCCUUUACUAAAUGUAACUGUCAUUGAUAAGGAAUGGAGGGAUAUUCCUGAAAUAAACAAAGGUUUACAUCUUAAAGAGGGAGACAUCAUGGUGCCAAAGGAAAGGAGUACAAUUUUGGGAGAUCAAUACCGCUGGCAAAUCCCUGUCCCCUAUUUGCUGAGUUCUAAUCUGGAUGUAAACUAUAAAGGAGUUAUACUGAGGGCCUUUGAACGGUUCAGCCUGAAAUCAUGUAUUGACUUUAAGCCUAGGACAACAGAAGAUUAUUACAUUUCUGUAGAGAGGCUUGAAGGGUGUUGGUCAUAUGUCGGGCGAAGAUCUUUACGGGGCCAAAAUCUUUCCAUUGGGGAUGGCUGUGGAUCUAUAGCAAUUGUUGAGCACGAGUUUCUCCAUGCACUGGGAUUUCGCCAUGAGCAAUCAAGAUAUGACAGAGAUGAUUAUGUGACAAUCAAUUAUGAAAACAUAAUUGCAGGGAAAGAAAGCAAUUUCGAUAAAUACAGUGAGAAAGUGACAAGCCUCCAAGGUACCCCAUACGACUACAUGUCUGUGAUGCAUUAUGCUAAAAAUGCCUUCAGCAAUGGUAGUGGAUCCACAAUCAUUACAAAGCGUCCUGAGUUUCAAGAUGUGAUUGGUCAGCGUAUAGACAUGAGUGAAUAUGAUGCUAUUGAGCUCAAUAAACUCUACAGUUGUAAUUCGUCCACCUCUUUCCUUGAUCACUGUAGUUUUGAUGACGACUCUCUGUGUCAUAUGAAUGUUUAUUCUUCUACUGAGCCCGGAUGGCAGAGCGUGAGUUCAGUGACAGGCGUCAAUGUGACUGAUCACACCUACUUGGGCAAAGAGGCAAACGGGACCUCUUUCUUCAUGCACUUCAGUCUGGUGGGCAGAAAUGAGGCCGACUCAGCUAGACUGGAGAGCAGAGCAAUGACACCGACAAGAGAUUGUAAAGUUCAAUGCGUCCAGUUUUAUUACUUUCACAGUGGCAAUGUGAACGACCAGCUGAACAUCUGGAUCAGGGAAUACAAGAAUGCAGAUGACAGCACAGGAACUCUGAGACUUAUGGAUCAGAUCACAGGAACCCCUGAUUAUUACUGGCGGCUGCACCACGUGACACUAAAUGCAUAUAAAAACUUUCAAGUCGUAUUUGAAGCCCGUAAAGGAGCUGGAAACUCCAGUGGAGGCUUUUCAUUGGAUGAUAUCAAUAUUUCACAGACAGAGUGCCCUAAAAUAUGGCAGAUAAGGAAUAUUGAGAAGCUAUUGAACACCCGAUUUAAUACCCUCAAUAGUCCACUGUAUUACUCUAGUGAAGGUUAUCGCUAUCAGGUUUUCUUGGACAACUUUCCAUCUUACCUUAAUUUGAGUUUUCGUCUGGUAUCCGGUGAGUUUGAUAAGCAGCUGCAGUGGCCUUGUGCAUGGAGACAAGUGACCUUUCAGAUUCUUGACCAGAAUCCACACAUACAGAAGCGCAUGUCCAUUGAGCAGAGCUUCACCAAUGACCUAUCUUUGACUUCGGUUAACAGGUAUGUGUGGGACAAUCCUCGAAAUAACGGAACUGUAAACACCAUUGGAAAUGAGACUGUAUAUGUGGGUCCUAAUGUACACAAAAAAUUUAAAAAAGCUGACCUCAGUAAAAGAGAUUUCAUCAAGGGUGGUGACAUCAUAGUUCUUAUUAGUAUGCAAGAUAUCUCAGGGCUGCUUCAGAGUAAUUCUGUACCCUGCCCGAAUGUAAAAGUGAAGAACAUCAAUGCUACUCCUUAUGUAAGUGCCAGCCAAGGACCCUGCAUUUCCAGCUCCAGUGUCAGGACUCUUCCAUCCUCUCUGAUCCUCUUACUGGUUUUGUGUCUUUUGCUGCUGAAGUAAUGAGAAAUAACUGCUGUGAGAGUUCUAUGACUUCACACAAAUUCAGAUUUAAAACAGUUCUUCUUUGUUCGCAUAUGUAUACCUAAAUGCAUGAAAAAACUAACAUUUAAUCCAAUGUUCCCUUCAAUGCUUGAUUUUACUGUGCAAUAUCAUAUUCUAAACCUAAACCAUGAGAAAUGAUAUAUUGUUGGAGAGGUCUAAGAUUCCAUAAUAAAUAUUUGACCAGUGUUUUUUUAUAUAAAUUAUGUA